AUUGAGAAGUGAAGUGUGGAAGAGAUUGCCAGAACAAGAAUUGUGUUUGACGGUGAUACAUACUGAGAGAACUCUGCAGGCAUGCUUAACCCUUUCGUCGAAUCCGCUGCAGCAACAGCGCCCCAUUUAUCUUCACUGAAGCUAUCUCCUCCUCAUGCCGAUCCAGCUCAAAACGGAAGCUUUUCGCAGGCAGGAACCUAUAUGUCUCAUCCUGGCAUGACUAGGGAUUUUCUACAGCAUUCGUCCAUGUUCCCACCACAUUCGCACAUGGAGGGCCUAACGUCGCAUCAUCACUUACUGCCCUCGCUAGACUCAACGCCGAGGCUACCAGCUUUACAUGGAGAUGUAGUAUAUUCUCGUGAUCAAUUUGGACACUCUGGGUACCCAAUGAUGCAACAUCACAUGAAUCCCCAUGUCCAGCCAAACUUUUUCCGUUAUAUGAGAGGCGGUCCAGCUAUGAAGCAGGAACAUACAUGCCUUUGGAUUGACCCUGAAGGAGAUUCGAAAAAGCCUUGUAAUAAAACAUUUGGAACAAUGCACGAGAUAGUUAGUCAUAUUACUAUGGAGCAUGUUGGAGGACCAGAGCAAACAAAUCAUGCUUGCUUUUGGCAAAACUGCCCAAGAGAGGGAAGAGCCUUCAAAGCCAAAUAUAAGUUGGUAAACCAUAUUCGAGUUCAUACUGGUGAGAAGCCGUUUCCAUGCCCUUUUCCGGGCUGCGGAAAAGUGUUUGCCCGCUCUGAGAAUCUAAAAAUACAUAAGAGAACGCAUACAGGAGAGAAGCCGUUCAAGUGCGAAUUUGAAGGAUGCGAUAGACGAUUUGCCAAUAGCUCUGAUCGUAAGAAGCAUUCUCACGUACAUACAUCGGAUAAGCCAUACCUUUGUAAAAUUCGCGGUUGCGAUAAGUCGUACACUCAUCCAAGCUCUCUAAGAAAGCAUAUGAAGAUUCACUGCAAAGGCGAUGACCAAUUGGAGAUGGAUAACAGUUUUGAUUCUCACGAUGGCGGUGAGACCCCUGAAAGUCAUGAGACAUCUAGUUCUGGUAACAACAAUUCACAACUGCAAUCUCCACCACCACCACCGCAACAGCCUCAGCCCCCUCCCCCUCCUCCUCAGCAGAACAAUCAUCAUCCUAGCCUAACACAACAACCAAAUUUGAGUGAAUGGUACACUUGUCAAAGCGUCAUGGGCGUCCCCUCCAACGACCCAACGCCUUUAUGCCCGCCAUUAGGGCAUAUUCCUUUGCACCACGCCGUAGCUCAAUACUAAUGUUUUUGUUCUGCAUUAUAAAAGGCGGCGCCUUUUGAAAACUACUGCCAAGCACUAAUUAAGAGCGGAUCUAGGGGUACGCGAAUAGUCAUUUUUUUGUUUGUUAUUUCAGAACGUCCCUUGUGCAGGGGUAAAUCUUUUGCUAUAUAUUACAUGUUAAUUGUAUAUGUAUAAAGUGUAUAUUUAUUAUUUAUGUGUCUUUUUGAAUACAGUGA
Messenger RNA from Dimorphilus gyrociliatus, 1481 nucleotides. The record is from the annotation of a GenBank genome assembly. NCBI's taxonomy places the organism in Eukaryota, Metazoa, Annelida, Polychaeta, Dinophilidae.